This is a messenger RNA of Metopolophium dirhodum (rose-grain aphid), 2007 nucleotides long. Its product is annotated as zinc finger MYM-type protein 1-like. The transcript is spliced from 5 exons. The record is from RefSeq and is a predicted model, not a curated record. Bases 1 to 2007 code for a protein of 668 amino acids. Lineage: Eukaryota; Metazoa; Arthropoda; Insecta; Hemiptera; Aphididae.
AUGAAUUCACGCGUGUGUGGUUUUUGUUGUAAAGAAAGAGGAGAUUUAAACCAAACAAAUUGGAGUCGACACAUCCAAGCAUGUAAAAAAUAUUUAAAUGAAGCAGAUCUAACCAGCAGUAUUGAAAUUGAUAAUCCUAAAAAUAUUAAACCAGAACCAGAAAUACAGAAUCCUACAGACAAAUAUGAGCAUCCAAAAGGAUCUGAUCAUACUUGCCAUGUAAACCUUGGAAGUUUGCAAGUAAAUGUUGCAAUUAAUGAACUUGACAGACAUAUUUUAUCAACUGUAACUAGCUCUUCUCACAAAACAGUUGGUGAACUUGAAUUAUCAUGUGAAAAUUCAAUUACAGGUGUUUGUAGUGAAAAUGUCUAUAAUGUCUAUAUUUCAGAAGGAAAUUAUCCUCAAGAGCACGGUCAUCGUUUUAAAACAGAAUACUACUAUAGAAUUCUACCUAGUGGUGAACGAAUCAAACGAGAAUGGUUAACCUUUAAUAUAAGAAAUAACCGUAUGUAUUGCUUAUACUGCAUGUUUUUUGGCAAAAAUAAACAAAAUGCAUGGACAAUUGAAGGCUUUCAUGCUUGGCAAAGAUUAUAUGACAUUGGUACACACGAAAAAACGGAAGCGCAUAUAAAUGCUUCAAUCAUAAUAAAAAUGAAAACUCAUUGUAUGCCAGUCCUUCCUCAAAUAUACGAAUGUAAAAGAUUACAAAUAGCAGAAAAUAGAGAAAUUGUAAACUCUCUCAUAGAAGUUACUUUGUUUCUUGGUCAACAUUCUCUGCCAUUCCGGGGUCAUCGAGAAGGUUGGGAAGAAAAGAACAAAGGUAAUUUUAAAGAUCUUACAGUACUGUUGAGUAAGUUUUCCCCAGCUCUAGCUGUGUAUAUAAGUAAAUUGCAAUCAAAAGGAAAAAGUGAAGUUAAUUUUUUAUCUUGGAGACGACAGAAUCAAAUAAUAAGUUCUGUAGCAAAAUGUAUAAAAACAUCUAUAAAUAGUGAGAUAAAAACAUCAAAAUAUUUUAGUGUUUCAAUUGAUACUACUUUUGACUAUUCGAGGCGUGAACAAUUAGCCUUUAUUAUUCGCUAUGUUUCAUUUGAAGGACCAUCUCCUGUUAUAAAAGAAAGACUGUUAUCUUUAAAAGAAUCUCCACAAGCUAAAGGAAGUCAAUUAUUUUCUUUAUUUCAAGAUAUUUGCCUUGAAAAUAAUUUAAAAUGGAAAACAAUGCUUGUGGGUCAAAGUUAUGAUGGUGCAAACAAUAUGCGAGGGCAGUAUCAAGGAUUGCAGGCUUUUAUAAAAGGAAUAAAUCCAGCUGCUAUAUAUACAUGGUGUUACGCUCAUCGGCUAAACCUUAUAGUUGUUCAAGUAACUAGCAGUUCACCUGAUUCUGUUAAUUUAUUUGGUAAUUUAGAAGAGUUGUAUAAUUUUAUUUCUUCAAGCAAAAAAAGAGUGGCAUAUUUUGAAAAUAUGCAAAAAGAAAGACAUCCAACUGUUAGGGUAAAAAGGUUAAAAAGAGUUAAUACUACGCGAUGGAUGUCAUAUUCGAUGGCUCUUCAAACAGUUUUGUCAACUUUUGAUGUUAUCUUAGAUACAUUGGAAAAUAUUAAAAUUACAGAGUUAUCAGAUUUUAAGGUAUGUUCCAAAGCUAAUGGUCUAAUUGAUUUUUUACUGACAGAAAGAUUUGUUGUAACAGCAAUUUGUUACAGUAAAUUAUUUGAAAUAUUAGACCCACCAACCAAAAUGUUACAAUCAUCUGAUAUAGAUCUAUUAGGGGCAGCAAAUUGCAUUCAAGUGACUCUAGAUAAAAUAAAAAAUAUGCGAUCAGACAAUGUGUUUAAUAAGCUCUACGACGAUGCAGUAGAUUUUGUAAACAAAUCAGAGUUUGAAUUUAUUCCUUUGUCUACUAAACGAUGUAGACGGAAAAAAAUGAUGUCGGACGAAAUUAAUGUUGAUCAUUUGAUGCCGCUAUUACUGCAAUUGAAGAAAGAUUUCAUUCAACAGGACAAAAUUUACUAA